Lytechinus pictus (painted urchin) is the source of this 3869-nucleotide messenger RNA. RefSeq lists its product as uncharacterized. Gene Ontology annotation, molecular function: sulfotransferase activity. The transcript has 3 exons. The record is from RefSeq and is a predicted model, not a curated record. NCBI's taxonomy places the organism in Eukaryota, Metazoa, Echinodermata, Echinoidea, Temnopleuroida, Toxopneustidae. The coding region runs from base 4 to 1287 and encodes 427 amino acids. Gene Ontology annotation, cellular component: membrane.
UACAUGGCACGAAGCACGAUGGAUCAAUCUAAUGCUGCCGAUAAUUGCCGAUUGAUAAGAGGUCACCUAUCCCAGAGAGAGAUACUGGUCAUUCUUUCAGUUGCUUCAAUAAUCGUCAUCUAUUCCAUUUCCGGUACUUGGAUGCAGAGCAGGAACGAAAUGUAUUCUCCUGACCCUGUAGCUACCUGGUAUAACAAUGAAAACAAUAGAGGAACGAAUGACUUCCAAGUCAGAAUAUUGGAAAAUACCAGGACACUAAACCAACUCAUGGACGACAAAAGUGCCAGUCUAACUUUUUCUCUUCUGACCAAUGCCACGCAACAUAGAAAAGGCUUGCCCAACUAUUACAUUCAUGGGACCAGUCUUGGACUGGGAGAAGAUUAUUCGAAAUGCAACAUUGCCUUCGUACACCUGCAUAAGGCAGGAGGAACGACCACUAAAUCUGUAUUAAGUAAGAUUUCUACUAAAGCAGGAAUGCCUCGAGUAAAACUCGUCAAGGACACUUGUACCGAAGUCUUCGCCCGUUACAUCAAAGAGGGGCGGACAUCCAAACCUACACUUUUCAUGGGAGGUUUUAGCUUUGGCAUAUGUGAUGUUCUAAAGGGUAGACCAUGUACAUACAUGGCGGUUCUUCGUAAUCCGUAUGACAGGAUUGUAUCAGCUUACUAUUUCUGUUAUAAGAUUCAUCCUACCCUGUGUGGACCGGUGAAACCCAAAGACGUUUCCAUCACUACUUGGGCGAUCCAUCAAGGAAGUCACUUCUUCAAUCAACUUCUCAUGCUCCCGGACACAUGUAAGAGGGAUUCCAGAUCUGAUGAGUACGUCAAGCGCUAUCAAAACCAUACCAGAGAUAUUAUCCCGUACAUAAAAAAACACGAAGACGCAUGCUGGUUCCAACAAAAGGCUCUACACAAAGAAACAUUAACGAAAGACCAACGUCGUGCACUUCUACACUACAUUCUUGAAAACCUAGAGAACUGGUUCGGGGUAAUAGGACUUUUAGAGGAAUAUCAGUUAUCCCUCGAACUUUUUGGAGAAGCUUUCAAAAGGAAUUUCACGGCUGCAUAUUCAGUCCCGAAAAAUACUGGACAAGUUAGAAAAAACGUGGAUAACACGUCUAUUAAACAGAUGAAACAAGAUUUACUUAAUAGUGCUGAAGUAAGAGAAGCGUUAUAUGAAGAUAUCUUGAUUUACGAGAAGGCUGUUGACAUCAUGGAACGUCAAAAAGAAGAAUAUUUUCGAAUGAAGAAUAGAAGACAAAAGUUAGGCUAUGAAAUUCUCCAUUAAAGAUAUAGGGUUAUAGAUAAGGAGCUUUGGAUAUUAACUGAAUCUUGAAGAUUUAUAUCCAUAUACCUAUCAAAAACACAUUAAAUCAGUUCCAUGUUAUUGAUCAUGUAGAUUCGCUGCUCAAGCGACAAAGGGCCACCACCAGCCGCAGGCCCCGACCCUGCCAUUAUCAACCAUAACCGAUGUAAACAUCGUCCUCACAGAAAUAUGAAAAGAACAUAGAGAGUGAAAGGCGUACCAAUAUCCAUGUCUUCCUUAUCUUUCAGUUACUUUUAAAAGCAGGAUUUACAAUGACAUGAAUGAGGAAAUUUCGCUCGUUAAGUCUAAUCUUGAAAAUUUUGAUCACUUAAUUCAUGUGCCAACCAAAUAUGUAUCCAAUGUUGAUCGCGAAGCUGGACAAACUCUAUUUAACUUUUUUUAUAAAAGGAUAGUGAUGCAAAGAUUAUCGCUUAAUUUCACAAAACAGUUAUAUACACAUCCUGGUUGGUAUAUGCAAAUGAGGAGAGUGAUGACGUUAUCCACUCACUGUUUCUUUUGUAUUUUAUUGUAUGAAAUAUUCUAAUUUUCUCCUCAUUGUCAAGUGAAACAACAAUUAAUUCCUGGAAUUAGUAUUGUUUAAUACUAUAUGGUUCAGUCAAGUUAGUCCAUAUUUUCAAAUCUGUAAAAAGUGAAAUAUUUUAUAAUUCAAACAAUAAAAACAAAAAGAAAUAGUGAGUGAUAGACAUCAUCGACUGUCCCAUUUGCAUGUCACCAAGUUGUGCACAUAACUGUUUUGUGCAAAAUAAGCAAAACUUUAAAAUGUCAUAACUUUCUUAUUUUACAUCCGAUUUUGAUGAAAUUUUCAGCAUUAUCGAUUAUGCUAGUUUGAUUUUUCUCUGUUUAUUCAAAUAAACAUUUUUCUGUGGUGGACUUGACCUUUAUCAUAAUUGAAUCACAAUUCAUGCAAACAAAAAUUUAAAAGUUUAUUGCAAACGUAAACUAAGAAUCAAUAUGUAUAUAACAUGUAUAUCUUCAAUAAUUUAUAAUUACAAGGGAAUAGUAUUUUUAAAAAAUAAAAUCUUCGAGAAAUCUCUCUGAAUAUAGUUAUAAAACACAAAUAUACUUACUUGUAUAAUCUACAGUAUUAAUACUAUUCAAGUUGAAGAUGAUAUUUUUUCCAAGUACAUUAGCAGGACCAUUAUUCUAAAUUUUAGUUUAUUCAAAGUAGCUAGAAGUUUUCUACCCCCUCUUUUUCCUUGGUGAGAUGUAGGAUUAGCUGAUAAGUGUAGGUUCUUGACUGUAUUCCGAACACAAUCUGAAGCCAUAACUAUGAACUCGAAGUUCAUGAAGUUCAGAAGGCGUAUAUUAUAUUUAAGGUUUUCGUCAUCUGGGCCAGGCGCGUAGCCAGGGGGUCGGUGAGAGCCGCCCCCCCCCCGGCCCCCCCCCCCCCCAAAAAAAAAAAAAAAAAAAAAAAAAAACGCCCCCAAUAAGAAAAAAAAAGAAGAGGAAAAGGAGAAAAAGAAAAAGCGACAUGAGAAAAGGGAAGAAAGGUAUAGCUUUGUAGUUUUUCCUUCUUCUUUGUUGUCACAAGAAUAAAAAACCUAAACAAAACGUUAAUCUUCUCUAGCUCUUCGUACAAAAUUUUGCUUGCGCGCUCCGCGCGGGAAAAGUAUCAAAAUCGUCUAUCCUUAUUGUUUCCCACGCCUUUUUUCUACUCCGUUUUUCCACUUCCCGGCUGUGGGAAUCGUAUAAGAAAUUAUGAACUAUACAUGGGCGUAAAGAGUAUGUUAUGAAAGUUUUUCUUUAUUAUUAUUAUUGCAUUGACAAAAAAUGUCGGCUCUUCUGUCACUUCCCGGCUCCCCAAAUGAUAUUUCUUUCGCUUUUCAGAAAGUAAUUUUUGGCAAAGUAUAUCUACUCAAAGAGGGAGGCAUUUAAUUCGUACCGUGCUAUAUGCAAAAGUAUGUACGAUAUGAAACUUUAUUCUAUAUCGCUGCACAUCCAUCUCCUGUCUUGUUUUGUGCCAUUUAUUUAAAGUUUUGAUAUCACUGAAGUUUCUUAAUCAAACAAAAGGAAGCGCUUAAUAUGAGCAAAAUUACACAAUUUUUUUUUCUUCCAAAAUAAAUCACAAAAGCAUGGCAAAGGAAAAUUAAGUUCCUCAUCUAGCUUGCAUCAUCCCUUUCACAUUUUGAGCUCGUUUUUCUUCUUAAUCGAGUUAUAGUCUAAGUAAUGUCAAAAUUACAACAGGUUAAAGUUUCAGAGAAAUUUCUAAAAUUCAAAGCUUGAACGCCUGUCACACAUUUUGUACAGUUGGUUUUUAGUAUUGUAGAUAAUGUAGGGUAUUAUAAAGUAUAAUACUUGUUUUAUAUUAGGCAGAUUAUUGUUUGCUUCAGGUAUUGCAAAUUAUUUAACUGGUGGAUGUGUAUUUUUUUACCAUAUUCCUGUACUUGUUGUAGUAAUGUAUGUUUGAUGUUUUAUACUAGCAGUAUGACCCCAUUGGAAAUAAGCCUUUCGGCUUUCAUGGGCUAUCCUGUCAAGGUAUUCUUAAAUUUCAUUGCAAUCACCUGUGAUAUUCUUGACGAAUAAAAUCAAUCAAUUAAUCAAUA